AUGGCGACGGAGGCAAUGAGUCUCAUGCGGUGGCUGGGCUUCUAUACCACUGAUAGACAGGAACAAUGCGUUUCUGUAGUACUGCGUCUGCUAAAGCUUGCAUUUCCCGCUGCAUUAAGCGAUCGUCAAGGAUGGGAAGAUGUAGUGAUGACACUCGAGCUAUUCUAUGAGACGUCACUGACAUUUGAGAUCCAGAAAUUGGACGAAUCAAGUCCCGAGACGCUGCGGAAUGUGCUGGAGCUGGUACUGGCUGCUGUCGUACAGUGUGAGGCUAAGGAGACAUUUGUAAAGGACAUUUUGAGUAUGGACGAUGCAGUACAGACUGGUCUGAUGACAAUUAUUGAGAGAGUGAUGCGUCAAGGAGCUAGAGGAGAGAAGGACGAGGAGAAAAAGGAGGAAAAGGAGAUACACAAGGCGUUGGGACGUCAUUCUCCGCUUUAUUUGACGAGUUAUGCUGCUUUAGAACAGCAAGAGAGAAAGAACAAGGUACUAAAGGAGGAAAAUAUCCAGCUGGCUGAAGAAUUGACGCAGACGAUGAAGAAAUAUCAUGAAAUGAAAAUUGAAAAGGAAGAAAUGGUGAUAAAUGUACAGCAAUGGAAGGAGCAGAUGGAAGCAGAUGGUCUACGAAGAGAACGAUCACUACAUGCAGAGUAUGAAGGCCGGAUCCAGACAUUGCAGCUUCAAUUAGACGCUAUAAAGACAGAGUUGGAUGAUAAGACAGUGCUAGCGAGUAAAGUUCCGGCGCUUCGUGAUGAAGUGGAUCUAUUGAGGCCUGUAGCGAGUAAAUUGGUCAAGAUGGAAGCCGCCGUGGUGAAGUACAAAGCAAAGAUCGAUGAACUCGCUGGAGCAAAAGACAAUUUACGGCGCCUUGAAGGGACAAAUGUCGAUCUGAUUGAAACGAAUCUGGCGCUUGAAAGCCAGUUGGCCAAAGCUGCAUCCUGGCAACGCAAACUUAAGGAGGCGAAGGAGACCAACACUAUUAUGGAAUUUCGCGUAUCAGAGCUUAAAACACAACUAGUUCGUGAGCGACAAGAGCUUGUGCUAGCUCGUGCUGAUAUUACAUCCCUUCAAAGCACUCUGCAGGAAGCUAAGGCGUUAAACGCUCAGUUACAACAAUCUGCUGAUCAUUUGUUGUCCGUCGACGUGACAGGAAAUGACAACUCAUCUUCUGCACCAACUGUGGCUAGUGGCAUCAGCGAACUCAAUCCAGAGUUGAUGCAGAAACUCAUUCGCUUGGAAUAUGAAAACGUCGCGCUCAAAAACCAAGUUGACAGCGAAACAGGCGCAAGAAUUGAUGGUCUUCUGAACGAGGUGGAUGACAUGACUCGAGUAAAAAAGUAUUUCGAGCAAAAAUACUUUGACUCCCAGUACGUCCUUCAAUCUACAACGUCCGAGUUCAAGUCUACCAAAGCAGAGCUAGACCUUACGAUCGCGAGGCUCCAAGCAAACGCUGGACAAUUGCGUGAAUGGCAUUGGUGUCUUCAGGAGGAUGUCGCAGCCCAGGCCCUGGCAAAGCAAACUGCGGUUGCGGAGCGAGACUGCUUAGUCUAUGAUGGUAUAGAGCGACAGCACUAUUUGACUCGAGUUUUGUCAAGUCGAGAGCACGAACUGUCUGAAAUACGGAACGUUAACGAGGCGCUAGCAUGCCAGAAUGAGCGACUAAUAGAGCAGUGUGAGAGACUCUCACAAAGAAAGGAAGCACUUGAAGCAAGCCUAGCAAGACAGAACGAAUGCGUUGCAAUGCAAGCUGAGGACGCAAAAGCGAAGGAGUUACGACUUUGGCAACAGAAUACUCGCGAGCUGACUCAAAUUUGUGUUCAGAACAAAAAGCAAGUUGCGGACAUCAUUUCGAGCAUGACCUUGUUGGUUGACGCAAAGUCUGCUGAAAUUGUGCAGCUAACGUCAAAGCUGCAAAAAGUCAAACUUGAGCACGAUAUUGAUCGGCAAAAGCUGGAAGCUGCGCACAUAUCCACAGCUAAGGGGUUGAAGCUAUAUCAACAGCAGUACUCAAUCUCGAACGCCGACUGGAAUACUAAAGAAGAAAAGCUGAAGAGUCGUAUUGAAGAGCUAGAACGGCUAUGCAGUCAAUGUACAAAGCAGGAGCUAGCAUUAAAGUCGAUAAUCAAGAGCCAACUCCAGUCAAAUGGUCAGCUUGUGGCGCAAAAUAAGGUCAUGAAAGCAGACGCUGUCAAGUCGCGAGAGACGAUAGCAAUAUUUGAAAACACAACCACCCGACUGGAAUCGAAAGUGGCCUUACUGGAGAGACAACGGUCUCAUUUUUUUGCUCAAGAAGAGCGAAAGCGUGACACGGUGGACAGAAUAUCGUCGUAUUCAUGUCAAUUGAGUACACAGGUUACGCUGGUGGUAGCAGAGCUGGAGAAAGUGCUCGAGGAAAACAAAAAGCUGCAUACGAAGCAGUCUAGAUGCCAUUGUUGCCGUGAAUCUCCCCGUGGAACCCCUGACUCCGACCAGAAAGCCAAAAAAAACUAUAGGAACCGAAUCCAACAGAUGGAGCAUGACCAGCAGCAAGUGGAACAUAAGCGCCGUGAGUUGCUUCUCGUGAACGCAAAGCUUAUUCUGGAACAAAAGCAGCUGCACGUUAAAAACGCAAGUCUAUCGAACGAAAUUCGCGAACUGAAGGAAUCGGUGAAUCACUGGCGGCUUUGUGAUGAGAGACGAAAGAAAAAAGAGGGGCAUGCGAGCUUGGCUUUGGAAAAUAAUGUAAUUAAGCUCCCUUUGCCUUGCACCAAAAGGUCGACAAGAGGCCUACCUACAGACACCGCUGAACAGCGAGCGAAACCGGAGCACGAACAAAAGACGACGGAGCUACCUCGUAAAAGUCAAAACUCGUCGCAUGAUUCAUCCGUGGCAGGAUUGUCUUCGUCUCUUACGAACGAAGGAAGCGUGUUUCCCGACCAUGAGAAAAGAAUUGGAAAACGGAAGCGCGAACAGGAGAGAGACGGCACGGUUGGCGAGACGACAAGAAUUGAAGCAGGUUCGAUUGCAAAUUGCAAUUCCACAGACGCGGAAGCUCCAACGUCCGGGUCGACCUCGACGCUGCGAUCCCAUUUCAUUGCACGCAGUUUAGCUCCUGAUAAACUCAAACAAGACACUGAGAAACCCUCCGAGUGCAAUCAGCAAUAA
Molecule: messenger RNA, 3144 nt
Organism: Peronospora farinosa
Lineage: Eukaryota; Oomycota; Peronosporomycetes; Peronosporales; Peronosporaceae
Source: the annotation of a GenBank genome assembly